Messenger RNA from Pseudomyrmex gracilis, 2006 nucleotides. RefSeq names its product glucosylceramidase-like. The coding region runs from base 245 to 1765 and encodes 506 amino acids. Gene Ontology annotation, biological process: glucosylceramide catabolic process. The transcript is spliced from 9 exons. The record is from RefSeq and is a predicted model, not a curated record. Lineage: Eukaryota; Metazoa; Arthropoda; Insecta; Hymenoptera; Formicidae. Gene Ontology annotation, molecular function: glucosylceramidase activity.
AGUCGCGACGCGUCGUCAAAGUAACGCGGUAAUGUUCCGUCAUAAUAAUGUUCAGUCAUCAUCGAGAACUCAGAAGUAACGGUAUAUCUGCUGCUUGAUUCACAUAGUGUUAUGAUAUUGGAGUACGAUUCUCGACGAGAUAUAUUAAGUUGCGACUAAAAGAGUAAAUAGCGCAGAUUAUUAAUUGGAAAGCCAAUAUAUAAAUAUUCUAGACGAGAGUUACAGACAAGCACUGUUUACAAACAUGCUACGCGUUCUAAUUCUAAUCGCCACUUUUGUUGCAGUAAAAGGCGACAAUUGCGUGCCAAAACUGGUUGAAAAAGAUAAGAUCGUGUGUGUCUGCAACUCGACCUAUUGCGAUUCACCAGAACAGAGCACGCUUAAUGAAAAUCAAUUUGCAUGGUACAUGUCCACCAAGGAUGGAAAGAGAAUGCAACUGUCCGUCAGCAAUUUUACUAACACUUCUACCGGCAGGAUUCUCACUGUAGACAAGAAUAAGACGUAUCAAACGAUAUUUGGAUUUGGUGGCGCGAUGACCGACGCCGCCGCACUUAAUAUUAGAUCGCUCAGCAACAGCACGCAGCAGAACUUGCUCGAAGCGUAUUACGGCGCCAACGGUAUCGGGUAUACUGUCAUUCGCAUACCCAUCGCAGGUACUGAUUUUUCGGUAAAACCAUACACAUACGACGACGUACCGGGUGACAUUAAGUUAAACAAUUUUUCACUUGUGGAAGAAGACGAUUACAAAAUCGAAUAUCUUCACAAUAUAAAAAAAAUCAUGCCUGAAAAUGACAUUCUAAAAAUAUUUACUACUGCAUGGUCUGCCCCAGCGUGGAUGAAAACGACCAACGAAACAAAAUGGGGUACUCUGAAGGAAGAGUACUAUCAGCUUUACGCUGAGUAUUGGAAAAAGUUCUUUGACGCGUACAAAACACGUGGUAUAGAUAUUUGGGGCGUAACACCAGGCAAUGAACCGUUUGAUGGAUUUGUGCCAUUCUUCUCAUUCAAUUCAAUGGGAUGGACACCAAUAAGUGGAGCAAAGUGGACAGUGGAUUACUUAAACUCAACUUUAUCCAAGGCCGGAUACAAUCCCGUCUAUAUGUUGAUGGACGAUCAACGUUUCGCAUUGCCGUGGUUCGUCGAUCUUGCGUUCAAAUCCGAACCUCGUGCUGAGACAUUGUUUAACGGCAUUGCAUACCAUUGGUACUUUAAUAAUAUUUUCUCGCCACGAAGACUCACUGAUACACACGACAAAUAUCCAAACAAGUUCAUACUUAUGACAGAGGCUUGUGAAGGUAGUCAGUCCUUCAAAAAUGAAAAAGUGAUAUUAGGAUCGUGGGAACGAGGAAACAAAUAUAUCCUAGAUAUAAUUGAUAACUUAAACCAUUGGGUGGUUGGAUGGAUAGACUGGAACAUUGCUCUUGACAUGCAAGGCGGACCAAAUUGGGCUAAAAAUUAUGUAGAUUCACCGAUUAUCAUAAACGCUACAAACGACGAGUUUUACAAAGAGCCCAUGUUUUACGCGCUUGCUCACGUUAGCAAAUUUGUGCCGCGUGGUUCUAUCAGAAUUUCUGCCGAAGGAAUAGAGGAUGAAUUAAUUAAAACGGUUGCCUUUUUGACGCCGGAAAACAAAAUCGUUGUUCCAGUCGUCAACAAAGGAGACGAGCCUUUUGAUAUAACAAUCAAAGACAAGAGCACAAAUAAUAUGCUAAAGUUACGAUUACCUCCAAACUCCUUCAAUACAAUAUUAUACUUGUCGCAAUAAGACAAUAUCUAUCUCUACAAGGUUUAUCGUCUUUCAUCUUAUAAGAUGAAAAGUUGUGUUCUAAAACUGCUGUGUCUAAUAUCUGCUACUAAUGAAUGAUUUUUUUUAUAGGAAACAGACGGAUAUAUUUAUAUCGACUGAAUUUACAGAUGUUACUUAUAGAAAAAAUUUAUUCAUAUAUUUCAAUUUUAUUGUUAUAUAUUUAUAUGUAUUUAAUACACGCAUCUUCAAUUAUGGAUAA